Molecule: messenger RNA, 601 nt
Organism: Pyrus x bretschneideri (Chinese white pear)
Lineage: Eukaryota; Viridiplantae; Streptophyta; Magnoliopsida; Rosales; Rosaceae
Product: 14 kDa proline-rich protein DC2.15-like
Exons: 1
Coding region: 13-423 (136 amino acids)
Source: RefSeq, a predicted model, not a curated record
AUAUACAGAGAGAUGGAUUCCAAAAGUUCUUCAACCCUGGCUCUAUUCCUCUCUGUCAACUUUCUCUUUUGUGUCCUUGCAAGUGGCUGUUACACUUGUCCUCAGCAGCCUCAUCAGCCAAUCACAAACCCUAAACCAAACCCAAUUCCAAGUGCUGCCUCAAAGAGCUGCCCGAGAGAUAGCCUAAAAUUGGGGGUUUGUGCCAAGUUGCUUAAUGGGGUAGUUGGGGCAGUUGUUGGGAACCCACCAGAUCACCCUUGUUGUGCUUUGCUUGAAGGCCUUGUUGACCUUGAAGUUGCUGUGUGCCUCUGCACUGCCAUUAAAGCCAACAUCCUUGGUAUCAACCUUAACCUUCCCAUUGCUUUGAGCUUGAUCAUUGAUGGUUGUGCAAAGAAUGUCCCUGCGGGCUUCAAAUGUGCAUAAGAAACUAUAUCUUGUCCUAUUUGUAUUUCUCGUAAGCGAGGCAAAGCAUGCUAGGUUGAUUUCUUUCUUGUAUUUGGUUAACAAGACGAUGUUUAUUUUCCUCUGCCAAGUUUUCAAUAUCUCUUACAUUGAGAUUACAAUUCGAAUUCUAAUUCCCUAAGGCAGUUUUGAAGUUUUA